This is a messenger RNA of Protopolystoma xenopodis, 546 nucleotides long. Lineage: Eukaryota; Metazoa; Platyhelminthes; Monogenea; Polystomatidea; Polystomatidae. The record is from the annotation of a GenBank genome assembly.
AUGCUCAUCUGCACAUGCAUCAGUCGCUUUUACCCCCUAAAGCAGAGACCUGCAAGGCGCCAACAUCUUUUUCUCCCUCUAUCUCUUUCUCUCCCUCUGCUUGAGCUAAGGGUGAGUCUGGGAACGAGUCAGCCACACGAUCUGGGAGUGCUUCAGUUUUUCUGGUUUGGAGGGCUCUUGGAAGCACUCAAUAAAUCGCGAGGACUCCAGGACUCGUUAAUAAUGCACCACUGGCUACCGACCUCUUCAUUGAAAUGCGCUUUUUGCAGACUUGCUUUUGCUUUUCUCCCCACCGGCGAGGCAGGCAGGAUGCAACAGACUUUGAAAGCAGCCAAGAAGACCACUGUUUUGUCUUCCACCGCAAGAAAUCAUGCCUAUCCACUCUUCACAAGUCACAACAGUACAACAUCUCACUUGGUCCAGCCGCCGCCAGGCCGUAAUGCGGCAAAUGGCCACUUUUCCCAGCAUGAAACACGUGUCCUCUUCCACUCUCAUUCUUUUUCUUGCUUUCAACCUCCUCCCACUCUUAAGGCAAGAUCUGUCUAA